Messenger RNA from Coregonus sp. 'balchen', 3303 nucleotides. NCBI's taxonomy places the organism in Eukaryota, Metazoa, Chordata, Actinopteri, Salmoniformes, Salmonidae. The record is from the annotation of a GenBank genome assembly.
AUGGCGAUGCAUGAGGAUGAAGCGCAGGAAGGUUUUAAGGAGAGCCGUUUCCGUGAUGCUGCGCAGGAACAGAUCCAGGUAGGCUGUACUGGCUAUCAUCUCAUCUACAGAUGACUGGAAAGAGGGAGGGAGGGUAAAUAUUAAAAAAAUAAUUUGGAUGUUGGCAGCCAAAACGACACGUUUUAAAAGAGAAGAGUAAUAACAUCACAUUUUGAAUACUGAGCGUCGUCGCCGGCUGGAGCAGCCUAGUAGCUCCUACUUUUAAUUAUCUAAUCAAUUCUAUCAAUCAAUCAACCAGCGAGAGUGACGCUCAGGCUAGCCAAUCAGAGAGUCCCCCCCCCCCCCCCCUACCUUGUGUAGGGCGGGUCCCAUGACGGGGACCAGGAAGCCGUUGUGUACGUAGUCGACCAGCUGGCUGCGCACCAGUGGGUGUGACACCUGAAUGACAGCAUUACAGAACUCCAGAGAGUUCAUGAAGAGCACCAGAGAGGAAACGCCCAUCCAGUCCUCCCUCCGCAGAGCGUGCCAGUCAUCGCCCCGUACCUCGAUCUUCCUCGGCAGGGAGGAGUAGAGAGCACUCAGGCCUGUGGCCAGCACCUGGGGGUGGGAAGAGGUCAGUGGAUGUUUAGGACUGAAUUAAAAAAAGGAGGUGAAAGAUUCAUUUUGACAAGGCUGUAUGUGUGUCAAAAUAAGGGAAAGCAGGCAUGUCGGCAGCACAAACAAACAUUCAGGGGGAAAUACUAACAGUCCAUGUAUUAAAUGAUCUAUGUUCUGAUCAAAUAAGGGACGGAGGAAGAUGACAUUUCUGGGAGAUAUACACAUGCUCUGGAUAAACAGGUCUCAGGACAGUCUCUAAAGGCAAAUGUGUUCACCGUUUCAUCUGGAAAAACUGUCUCUGGUCAUGCCGGACUGGUUUAACUACGUACACAGCCCCUUGGAGAGCAGCUAGCCAACAGACAGUCUUGUGGACUUUGGCCCCCCAAGUUUUGUGAGCAAAAAUAUCAUAAAUAUUAUAUUUGGCCCCCCAAGGUUUUCAAGAGAAAAAAAAAUGAUAUAUAUAUAUAUACACAUAAUUAUAAAUAAUUUGUAUGCUGCAAAUUGACCCGCAAGAAGCCCAAGCAGAUAUAUUUGAGUAAAACCUAAUCAAUUCAAACUUGACUAUAAAAAGACUAUAAAAACACCAGGAAAUCAGCUCCAAGUGAUUUUAAUUUUGGAAAUCUGUUCCCAUGUAUUCCCACGCAUAGUAGAGAGAUGUGAUCGUAUAUAAAUGUAAGGUUUGAAUUGAUUAGGUUUUACUCAAUUAUAUCUGCUUGGGCUUCUUGCGGGUCAAUUUGUAGCAUACAAAUUAUUUAUAAUGAUGUUCUGGGCGACCAUCCACUCAAUAUAUUUUUUUUUUUUUACAAAUUCAAUGCAAUUUUUCUGUAAACAAAUUAACAAGACUUUCAGCAUGCUUAUAGAGAAGGGCACUCAACAUGUACUGCACUGACACAAAUGACUGAUGAUUGGUUGAAAGAAAUUGAUAAUAAGAAGAUUGUGGGAGCUGUACUGUUAGAUUUCAGUGCAGCCGUUGAUGUUAUUGACCAUAACCUGUUGGAAAAAAGUAUGCGUUAUGGCUUUUCAACCUCUGCCAUAUUGUGGAUUCAGAGCUAUCUAAUAGAACUCAAAGGGUUUUCUUUAAUGGAAGCUUCUCUAAUGUCAAACAUGUAAAGUGUGGUGUACCGAAGGGCAGCUCUCAAGGCCCUCUACUCUUUUCUAUUUUUACCAAUGACCUGCCACUGGCAUUAAACAAAGCAUGUGUCCAUGUAUGCUGAUGAUUAAACCAUAUACGCAUCAGCAACCACAGCUAAUGAAGUCACUGAAACCCUUAACAGUUGCAGUCUGUUUUGGAAUGGGUGGCCAGUAAUAAACUGGUCCUGAACGUCUCUAAAACUAAGAGCAUUGUAUUUGGUACAAAUCAUUCCCCAAGCUCUAGACCUCAGCUGAAUCUGGUAAUGAAUGGUGUGGCUGUUGAACAAGUUGAGGAGACUAAAUUACUUGGCGUAGAGGUCAGUCCGUAAUAAAGAGAUGCUCUGCAUUUGACACCACACUCCAAAAAGCAAGUUCUGCAGGCUCUAGUUUUGUCUAAUCUUGAUUAUUGUCAAGUCGUGUGGUCCAGUGCUGCAAGGAAAGACCUAGUUAAAAGCUGCAGCUGGCCCAGAACAGAGCAGCACAUCUUGCUCUUCAUUGUAAUCAGAGGGCUGAUAUAAAUACUAUUCAUACCAGUCUCUCUUGGCUAAGAGUUGAGGAGAGACUGACUGCAUCACUUCUUUUUAUAAGAAACAUUUAUGUGUUGAAAAUCCCAAAUUGUUUGCAUAGUCAACUUACACACACACACACACACACACACACACACACACACACACACACACACACUUCCCCCACCAGAUGUGCCACCAGGGGUCUUUUCACAGCCCUGACACACACACACUUCCCCCACCAGAUGUGCCACCAGGGGUCUUUUCACAGCCCUGACACACACACACACUUCCCCCACCAGACGUGCCACCAGGGGUCUUUUCACAGUUCCCAAAUACAGAAUAAAUUCAAGAAAGCGUACAGUAUUAUAUAGAGCCAUUAUUGCAUGGAACUCCAUUCCAUCUCAUAUUGCUCAAAUAAACAGCAAACCUGGUUUCAAAAAAACAGAUAAAGCAACACCUCACAGCACAAGGCCUCUCCUCUAUCUGACCUAGAUAGUUUGUGUGUAUGUAUUGAUAUGUUGGCCACGUCUGCCUUUUUAGUUCUGUCCUUGAGCUGUUCUUAUCUAUCAAUGUUCUGUAUUAUGUCAUGUUUCAUGUUUUGUGUGGACCCCAGGAAGAGUAGCUGCUGUUUUUUUGCAACAGCUAAAUGGGGAUCCUAAAAAAAUACCCCCAACAAAUACAGAGACUUGGCUGCACAGUGCUGCACACUCUGAUCUGCACAGUGCUGCACACUCUGAUCUGCACAGUGCUGCACACUCUGAUCUGCACAGUGCUGCACACUCUGAUCUGCACAGUGCUGCACACUCUGAUCUGCACAGUGCUGCACACUCUGAUCUGCACAGUGCUGCACACUCUGAUCUGCACAGUGCUGCACACUCUGAUCUGCACAGUGCUGCACACUCUGAUCUGCACAGUGCUGCACACUCUGAUCUGCACAGUGCUGCACACUCUGAUCUGCACAGUGCUGCACACUCUGAUCUGCACAGUGCUGCACACUCUGAUCUGCACAGUGCUGCACACUCUGAUCUGCACAGUGCUGCACACUCUGAUCUGUAGUGGGAGCUAA